AUUCACGAUGGUUGUGUUUUGAACCGGAGGAUCCUCGUCGCCAGUGACUGAUUCAUAAAGUUUAUCAAUAAAAAAGUGCAUUAUUGGAUCUAACCCGUGAAAUUAUAACGCAAGGAUUACAUUUAUUCGAAAAUUUAAAAAAAAAUCGGAAAUUAACAAUUCAAGUAGUUGGAAACGUGCUACUCGGUACUCCACAACCUAAUAAAAACCGCACGCACAUACACUUUGAAGUUCAAAAGCUUCCUAGUAAUUCAACAAUCUACUGCGUUUUGAACGCACAAUUGAAAAUAAACUACAGACUAGUGUGAGUGACUUCAACACAGUUAGCAAUACGCACACACCCAAUCAGCUACUUCAACGGCAGUGUAAACGGUGCCUGCUGCGUAGAGCGGUCGAUUCAACAUCAUUUGACCGCCGAACGUCAACGAGUGUAGCUCGCGUGAGUGAUAAGAGGUGUACAUUGAGAGAGUGUACUAGGUGACAGAAUCAUAAAGAGCGAAAUAGAGAGAGAGAGCGAAAGGAAGGAAGCACUUCAAAGAGAGACAGGGAGUCCAAGAUGUGAGUGAAGACCUCAGCAUAGAAUUCGUUCGGUUACGCGCGCACUCAAUUUUGUGCUUCAUCAACAGUGCUUUCGUUUGGUGUGUAUUUUUUUUACUUGCUUGUUUCGACAAUCGGUGCUCUGUGUGUUUACCGCCCGAAGAGUGUACGGCGGCCCCGGCCGAGAAUGUGCAUUAGUGUUCGUUGAAGAAGAGGCUUUACGGUGUUUUUAAAUUGGGGUUGCAGCGCUAAGAAAUUGUUUUUGUUUUUGUGUUGAGUGAGGAGCGAUGGAACGGAAUAAAAAUUUAAUUUUAUGUUGAAGAAAUUAUGUGGAUGGAAACAUAUUUGAAGUUUGAAAAAUUGGAUUACGCUGGUUUUGGAUUACACAAACUGUUGGAUUAGCCGCGGAAUCGAGUAAGGAUAAUAUCAAAAUGACCGGAGAAGUAGCGAAGAUGACCAAGAUGACUACGGUUGUCAGCGGUCCCGAGUCACCCUACAAACCGAGCCGGAUUCAUCUGAGCUCGGUGAAUCCGUACAUCACGUGUAACCUAUGCAAAGGUUACCUGAUCGAUGCUACCACCAUCGUUGAGUGUCUCCAUUCGUUUUGCCAUAGCUGCAUUAUGAGACACUUACGGACGGAACAGUACUGUCCCCAGUGCGAGAUGAUGAUAAACAAAGCGAAACCGAACAUCAAACCAGACGCUACACUGCAAGCCAUCGUCUACAAAUUAGUUCCCGGCCUUUACGAAAAGGAACUACUCCGGAAGCGUGCUUUUUACCGUCAAAAUCCGGAGAUGGCUGCCAUCGCCACACCGGAACAGCGUGGUGAAGACACCGAGCAUCUGAUCUUCAGCCCGAGCGAAGAGUUCCAACUGUCACUGGAAUACGCCGACAAGGAGCUGGCAGGAAACAACGAGGAGCUCAAACGACCGAAGUAUCUGCAGUGUCCGGCCAUGGUUCGAAUUGCCUACCUGAAGAAAUUCAUCAUCAACAAGUACAACAUUCCGACGCAUCUGUACUACGUUGAAAUCAUGUACAAAGUGCAAACAAUCACCCUGCCGGAUCACUACACUCUGAUGGAUGUCGCUUACAUCUACACCUGGAAGAAGAACGAUUCAAUGGAAUUCUUUUUUCGCAUCCGAACCCACGAGAUGAAAUCGGUCGAGCUGCCGGAGGUACCCCUGCGGAGGUCUCCCAGCAUCUCGACCGGACGCCAGAGCAGCACCAGUGCGCUGGCCACCAUCAAAGAGGAAGAAAACGACGGUGCGGAUAGCGUCGCUCUCAUCAAACCGAGUGACAUUAAACGCGAAGAGCCGAACCUGUCGGAUGGCGGCGAUGGCAAACCGGGUGAAACUACAAUCACAACAACGACGACGACGACGGUUACGUUGAUGACGAUGACGACGACGACAGCUACGACCAACGCAGCAUGGACCGCUGGCGGUGGCGGUGGUGUUGGUGGUGGUGGUGGUGCCGGUUUGAGUGAGUGCAUGGUGGAUGUGAAACCGAACGUGACCGCGCUCGGAAAACAGCAACAGGAAAAUUGUGGUGGCAGCAGAGGCACUGGCGGCGAGAGCAUCGUCAGUGGUGCCGCUGCUGUUGCUGCUGCUGUUGUCUCUGCCGAGCCGCCGCCCAAGGUGAAGAAGAACGAAUCGAUAAAGCUGAAAAUAGAAAUGAACAAAAACACUUAUGUUAGUAUCCUGCAAAGUCCGCAGCCGGAUACUGGCAGCAGCAAGCACCACAAAUCUGAUAAGCCGGAAAAGGUGAAGAAGAAGAAAUCGGAGGACAAGGACAAAAGUGUCAAUAAGAUUAAAUCGUCUAGUGAUCUCAAGAUUAAAAUAGAAAAGGUGAAAGAUGGGUUAGUGACCGUCAAAAAAGAUGGCAAAAGUAGCAAAAAAGGUCCAUACAAAGUAGAACUCAGUGGUGUUAGUGAUUACAGAAACAAUAAUAAACCAUUCGGGGGUGAGUUUGAUGCAAAGAAGGCGAAAAAAGAAGCUCACAAAUUGGAUAAAAGUGUUAAAAAAGCUAAGUCUCCCAAGCGGUUGGAAAUCGAUAAGAUUCAACCUCCGAUAGUUUUGAAAAUCGAUCAGAAAAGUCCCGAACUGUCGACAUCCUCUUUUAAGAUAGUGUCCCAGCCAGUCGCGUCAUCCUCGCCGAAACCAAAAGCUGAACUCAGUUUGGAGGACGAAAAAUCACAGUUCCUUAAUUCGUUCGAAUUGACACCAAUCAAGUCAGUUCAGAAUAAUCAAUCCCGGUCUCCCUCGUGCUCCCCCGGUUCGUCCAGUUCAUCGUCAUCUUCUAAUGUUGAAACCAAGCACAACGGCAAACGUAAGAACAAAGAUCAAUCAAAUGGUAGAACUGUCGUUAAGAAACCUAAACUCUCCGACGAUGAGAUGAAAGCUCUGGUGGAAAGAACGGUACAGCAGAAUAUCAAAUCAACUGCGGAUCAUAUCGUGCCACCGCUAGUUUUAACUACUUCCAAACACGUGAAGCAAGAACUGGAAAGUCCUCCUCUGAAGACUUCAGUGUCACAACCGCAACCGGUACCGAUAAAGGUCGAGCCUUUGGUCCGAGAACAACCGUCUGCCGGUCAGGAAGUCAAACCGAAACCAUUUGACUUUAAGCCACCGGUUAUUCUGCCACCUCCGGUGGUCACAACCAGCAACAUCCCGGCUCCCAAACCCGCUCAACCUGUGAUGAUUGCUCCGAAACCUCAAGCUGAUACUCCAAAGCGACCAGCAGUGCCUUCAUUCCCAAAACCAAUACAACCAGCGAAAAAACUACCUCCUCUGCUACCGAAAGACAUCAACUAUCUUAAAAGUAGCAAACAGAAACAACUGGAAAUGAAACGGCCCCAUCCGAAUGUACCGAUUCACAUAUCUCCGAACAAGGAAACCGAAAUCAGUCAAAUCAAACCGGAAAAUGCCAGAAAAAACAUCAAAGUUUACGGGCCCCCUUCGGAUGCGGGCAACUUUGCGAUGCCUGCCGCAAUGCCAUCGGUUUCGAAACCAAAAUCCAACAAAAAUCGACCACUCAACUAUCUGAACUAUGCUCUGAUGAACGCCAACAAAGCUCCGGCCGGCUCGCGAACCCCGAUCCCCUCGUAUUCCAAUUCGCCCAGUUACUCACCGGACUCGCCCCAGUACAAUCCGAACUUCAACAUCUCGACCAAACAGUAUAAAUAUGCAAACCCACAUGCCUAUGCUAACUUCUUGCAAAAUAUGCUAAACGAUCGCAAAUCUAGCAAUGUGUCGCCUCCGUCGCACGAAAAGAAAGUCGAAAGUCCGAUGAACGAAAGGAAGAGACCGUGUCCCAGUCCUCCGGAGGGUCGGCUUGAGCCACCGGAAAAACAACCGAAGGUUCAGUCUUUGCUUAAUCAAAUCAAUAUUCCCUCCUCGCUGUCGAUCACACUAGCAACGGAAGAGGACGAAGCGGCCCGGGAAAAGGCACGCAAAAGUCAACCGGAGGAAGAUAAAAAUUAUAUCGAAAUUCUCAAACUGCCAGAAAUUUCCAUCACGGAAGCAGAACGCACAACACCACCGAAAGUGCAACAUGAGCCAAGUUUGAAGAAAACUGCCAAAAGUACUAGUCCACUGAAAGCCGACAAAAGCAAGGCUCAAACUGACGGCACCAAUGCUAGUCCCGAGCUGGACAGUGCUUCGUUCCAGCAAAAAUUCAUCCAGUCAAUUCGAGUCGAAAAAGAACCCAAGAGCAAAUCUGGCGGCAACAGGCAGGAGAAAAAAUCUUCACCGGUGUUUACGCCGCCAACCUCACUGCCGAACGGCGGAAACGCAUUCAAACUUCCGAAUGCGACCGUUCUCAGCAACGGAAUCGUGAAACUAAACUCCUAUCCCGAACUAGAUCUCAUCAACAAAAACAACACCAGUCCAGGCUCGCGGCCUCUGCCUUCACCGCCGAAACCGAACACCUCCAAACACGUCCCGAUCGCUCCGAAACCAACGGGAACUUUCUUUCCACCGACGGGGACACCUUCUAUUCCACCACCAUCCAACCGGAAAAGUCUAUCGCCACCGGUUCUUAAACCAUCGUUGUCACCGGGCCAGCCUAAAUCGAAAACUCCUCCGGCGAUGUCUAGCUCACCCUCGCACGCUGCCCUAGCCGCCAUGGGUCCGAUGUUCGGCCUGCAAAUGAAUCAGGACAAUGCAAAUUACAACCAAUCGAAGAAACUGGAACCGAAAGUGAAAAAAUCUUCCCAGAAAUCACCGAAAACCAACGCACUGGAUCUAUCGUCGCCUAGCGGUUCAGCAGCGACGGUUGCUGCAGCACCAGCACCAGCCUCGGCAUCGGCACUGCCACCGCCGCUGGUGGACAAGUCCAAGGACGCCAUGAAUAUGCUAAUGAUGAACAACAAUCUAAGCAACGCGCAAAAGUUCCAGGUUGCCAACUAUCUGAACGAGGUGGCCAAACUGAACAACAGUGGCAUGAUGAUGCCCCAGAUGGUCGGUUUGCAGCCGAAUCCGCUGCUCAAUCAGAUGAUGCAAGCCCUCUAUCUGCAGCAGUGGACCCGCAUGACCAAGGCAGGCAGCGACAAUCUGGAGAAAUGAGAUUUGGCGAAAGUUGGCUCAUGGGUUUCGUAGCAGCCUCGUCGUCCACCAGCAGGACGGUGAUUGUGAUAGAUGCGCGACUACGUAAUGCGGACUACUCUUCUGACAGAUGAACGACGACGACGACGACGACGACGGUGGCGGUGGCGACCAGCGCGCAUCCUGUCGCAGGCAUCGUCGCCAGUAAAUCUUUAACCCAUUAUUUAUUGGAUUAUUUGUCGGUGGUAUUUUUCCGAAAAUUGAAACCUCAUGCUGCUGCCAGGUCCGCUCGAAGCGACGUUGAGGAUGAGGAGGAAGCGCAAAGCAGACACAAGACUACACACACAUCAUGUAUACGCUUAUAAUACGGCUCUGUAAAUUCAUCUCAGUGUUUGUGAUCGUGGCUGUAAAUAGUGAAGUUGUUUAUGUGAGAAAGAGAGAUGGAGAGUCCAGGGCAAAACACCGUCUGAUGACGACGACGACGACAAACGCGGCAGUGACUAUGGGAGAAUCGUUUCUUCAGCUGAUGUCUAUAGAUUGUACAGUAAUUUAGGAGGGAAAAUCACCGAGCAGCGAGAGAGAGAGAAAGAGAGACACAGACAGAGAAUGAGAUAUAACAAUAACAGUAUUUUUUGCUGGCAUUCGUUAAUGUUGAGUUAAUUCUCACAAUUUCACAUCAUCUCGUCACUUUUUUCCCUAUUUAGGUCUUUCUCGAAGCUCUGUAAUCUCGCACCACGUUUGCUAGGGGCAUUUAUCUUUGUUUACAUUGCCGCCAAAGUCGUGUGCUCGUACGUGUGUUGGUUCCACUUGGAACAGCAAGGCGCGUGGUAUGUCUUGCUACAGGAGUAAGCUCUAGGUUCGGGUAUUGGCAUUUCGGAAUCGUCUGUUUUCGGUUACGUUUUUCUUUCAUUUCUCAGCCUAGUAAGACACAUUUUGAGCGAAGAUACGGUAGCAGAGUUUAUUAUUAGGUAACGGAACGGAAAGCAAAACUGAGGAAAAAGGACAACUUUUAGGACUGUUCUGUUGAUUAAAUUUUUAAACAAUGUGUAUGUGUUGUACAGCUAGACGUAGGCUUCUAAUCGAUAAGUGAAAUUGUAAAUAACUGAGAUUUAUGUGAACUCACACAUAUGGGACGAUCAAACUAAGGUCAAAAUGUGAGAAAUUGUUGAAGCUAACAUUUUGUUAUAUUUAUUUUUGUUUUCAUUCUGUUAUAUUUUUCUGAAACUUUCGAUGACUCAGCUAGAUAGGCCAGAUAUAUCAAAAUAACUUAUAUUUUUAAGAGAUAACAAUACGGUAUGUGUAAAAUGAUAAUAGAAUAUAUAUAUAUAUAUGAUGAUGUAUAUUUGCGAAACGAAUCCAGUAUAAUACAAUAA
Messenger RNA from Malaya genurostris, 6454 nucleotides. RefSeq names its product polycomb group protein Psc (gene Psc). Lineage: Eukaryota; Metazoa; Arthropoda; Insecta; Diptera; Culicidae. Gene Ontology annotation, cellular component: PRC1 complex. Bases 969 to 5102 code for a protein of 1377 amino acids. The transcript has 5 exons. Gene Ontology annotation, molecular function: promoter-specific chromatin binding. The record is from RefSeq and is a predicted model, not a curated record. Gene Ontology annotation, biological process: negative regulation of transcription by RNA polymerase II.